Molecule: messenger RNA, 2305 nt
Organism: Ziziphus jujuba (common jujube)
Lineage: Eukaryota; Viridiplantae; Streptophyta; Magnoliopsida; Rosales; Rhamnaceae
Product: protein FAR-RED IMPAIRED RESPONSE 1-like
Exons: 3
Coding region: 1511-2305 (264 amino acids)
Biological process (GO): regulation of DNA-templated transcription
Molecular function (GO): zinc ion binding
Source: RefSeq, a predicted model, not a curated record
UGAAGGAAACAUAACUGGUCAAGAAAAAAUAGAAGCGAUUCAUUCUAAAAUUUUGGAUGAAAUGAUACCAAAAGUUGGAAUAGAAUUUAAAAGUGAAGAUGAAGCUUAUAACUUUUAUAAUGCUUAUGCUUACAAGGUUGGUUUUGGCAUUCAAAGGAGUAAGGGACAUAAAGAUCAAAGUGGAAAGAUGAAAAAUAGAACUUUUUGUUGUUGUUGUGAAGGCUUUCGGGAAAAGGAUAAACGAAAUAUUAAUGUUAAAUCUCAUCGUGCUGAAACAAGAUUUGGUUGUUUAGCUAGAAUGAAAAUAAAUUUGGAUCAGACUGGUAAAUAUCGUAUUACUGAUUUCAUUGCCCAAUAUACACAUGUGACAUCAACUCCCAAUAAAAGUUAUUUGCAUAGGUCUCAGAGGAAGUUAACUUUUGUCCAAGCAGCUGAAAUAGAUAUAGCUAAUAGUUCAGGAAUUGCUCCUAAAGCAAGUUUGGAGUUAAUGGCUAAGCGAGUAGGUGGAUAUGAAAAUCUUGGAUUUAUUCGUGAUGAUUACAAGAAUUACUUGAAAAUGAAAAGAAUAAUUCAAAUGAAGGUAGGAGAGAUAGGUGGUGUUUUGGAAUACUUACAAUCUAUGCAAUUGGAAGAUCCUUACUUUUUUUUUUAUGCAAUACAAGUGGAUCAAGAUGAUUUGAUAAGUAAUAUUUUUUGGGCAGAUGCAAAAAUGAUGAUUGCGUACUCUCAUUUUGGUGAUGUAGUUAGCUUUGAUACAACUUAUAGGAAAAAUCAAAGUGGUCGACCUUUUGCUAUGUUUCUAGGGGUGAAUCACCAUAAGCAAACUACUAUAUUUGGAGCUGCAUUAUUAUAUGAUGAAAGUGCUGAAACAUUUAUCUGGUUGUUUGAUACUUUUGUAAAAGCAACGUCAGGUAAAAAAUCAAAAACUAUUCUUACUGACCAAGAUCCAGCAAUGGAAAAAGCAUUAACUUCUCAAUGGCCAGAAACAUGUCAUCGGUUGUGUAUAUGGCACUUGUAUCAAAAUGCAGCAAAACAUCUUAGUGGAGUUUUUGCCAAAUUUUGAGAGUUUGCCAAAGAUUUUAGUAGCUGCAUAUAUGAUUAUGAAGAAGAACAAGAAUUUUUUCUAGCUUGGAAUGCAAUGCUUGAGAAAUAUGAUCUUAAAGAUAAUGAUUGGCUUAUAUGAAUGUUUCAUUUGAGAAAGAAAUGGGCAUUGGUUUAUGGCAGAGAGACUUUUUGUGCAGAUAUGACUACUACUCAACGAAGUGAGAGUAUGAAUAAUGUGAUUAAAAAUUAUGUCAGCUAUCAACAUAAUUUAUUGAGGUUCUUUGAGCAUUUUUAGAGGUUAAUCGAAGAUCGUCGUUAUGAAGAACUAAAGGCUGAUUUCAAAGCGACUCAAAGUACUCCAUCGUUAUCAUUUCCAGUUGAAAUUCUAAAAGAUGCAGCAAGUAUUUACACCCCAACAAUAUUCAAGGUGUUCCAAGAUGAGUUAUGUAAGGCUUAUGAUUAUGCUAUGCAAAUAUUUGAUCAUAUUGGGACAUUGACAGAGUACAAACUUACCAAUCAUAAAAAACAAUUUCAGCAUACUGUUAGAUAUGAUUUUUCUAAUAACACAGUGAUUUGCAGUUGUAGAAAGUUUGAGUUUACAGGAAUUUUGUGCUCCCAUGCUCUUAACGUUCUUUCUUCAAAGGAUAUAAAGAAAAUUCCUAUACAAUAUAUAUUGAAACGAUGGACAAAAUCUGCAAAGUUAGGAAAUUCUGAAUUUGUAUUUGCAAAUACAAUAAAUGAAGACCCUAAAGUAAGUUUGGCAAGACGUUAUAAGGAUUUGUGUAGAUUGCAAACUCAGGUGGCAACGAAGGCAACAAAAACAGAAGAAACAUAUAAAAUUGCAAGAACUGCUCUUGCUAAGAUUUUAGAAGAUGUGGAUGCAUAUUUAAAAGACAAUAAUAUUGUAAAAUCCAUUUCUAAAAUCGUAGAGACUACAACCGUACCAAGUGCUAGUGAGAAGAUUAAAGGAAUUAAAAAUAAGAAAAGAGUACAUGGAAAAUCUACAAGGCCAAGAAAUGCUCUUGAAAGGGUGCGAAAGAAGAAAAAUGUUGCACUUGGAGAACCAUCUCAGCAACAGUCACAUGCUAGUGAAAUAGCACAUAAUGAUGUUUCUUCUAAUUUUAAUAGUCAAGAUCUAUUAAACUUGCCAUUCAACAUUGUGCCUGGAUACUAUGGUGAUCAAGUGCAUGCAAUCCCCCAAGAACACCAAUGUUUCAGAUUCAAUGACAAUUAUAUCAUUGAUAAUAACAAGAAUAUAUAG